Messenger RNA from Colletotrichum truncatum, 915 nucleotides. RefSeq names its product NmrA-like family protein. The record is from RefSeq and is a predicted model, not a curated record. Lineage: Eukaryota; Fungi; Ascomycota; Sordariomycetes; Glomerellales; Glomerellaceae. Gene Ontology annotation, cellular component: nucleus.
AUGACCACCACAAUGACAACGCAGCCCCCAAAGAUCCUCGUCGUCGGCGCAACAGGACGCACAGGCAGCGCAACAAUCGCCGCCCUCGCCUCGCACCCAAACCCGCCGCCGUCCAUCCUUGCCCUGACCCGGUCCCCGUCCUCCCGGAAAUCACAAUCUCUGCUCUCCUCACACCCUUCCAUCACGCUAGUCGAAGGCGAUGCAGCCAGCCCGGACCCGAUAUUCGCCUCUCACAAAGACAUAUCAGCAAUUUACCUCGUCACCGUCCCGCCGGGGGACGAAGCGCAAGCUACCCCGCUCAUCGACGCCGCGAUAGCUCACGGGGUCCCGCACAUAGUCUUUUCAAGCGUCGACCGCGGCGGCGACGAGACCUCGUGGACGAACCCGACCCCGGUGCCGCACUUUGCUGCGAAGCAUCGCGUCGAACUGCACCUGAGGGACAAGUCGGCCGGCACAGGCACGGAAUGGACGAUCCUGAGGCCGUCCGGGUUUAUGGACCAGUACCUCCCCAGCGCGGGGACCAUGGGUGCGGUGAUGGGCGGGUUGUGGGCUACCAUGCCUCGAGAUAAGAGGCUGCAGCUGGUCAGCGCGAGGGAUAUCGGGCUGUUUGCCGCGAGGGCAUUGGCAGAGGGCCCCGGGAAGUGGGCGGGCAAGGCGCUCGCGCUCGCCGGCGACGACAUCAGUUUCGGCGAGGCGGAGGAGACUUUUAGACGGGUCGUUGGCAAGGAGAUGCCGCGGACGUGGGGUUUCGUCGGGCACGCUGUGAGAUGGGCUUUUGAGGAUGCCGGGCGGAGCAUGGAGUGGUUUGAGAAGGAAGGGUAUAAAGCUGAUGUUGAGAUGUUGAGGGAGAUGGAGCCGAGGUUGCAGAGUUGGGAGACGUGGCUUAGGGAGAGUAGUGGAUGGGUAGAGAGGUGA